Molecule: messenger RNA, 1557 nt
Organism: Annulohypoxylon truncatum
Lineage: Eukaryota; Fungi; Ascomycota; Sordariomycetes; Xylariales; Hypoxylaceae
Product: FAD binding domain-containing protein
Exons: 7
Coding region: 1-1557 (518 amino acids)
Molecular function (GO): FAD binding
Source: RefSeq, a predicted model, not a curated record
AUGGCCCAAAAUGACCAGAGCUCCGGAUCUGAGGAGCAGGUUGAUCUAGCGAUCAUAGGAGGCGGACCCACAGGACUACUCUCUGCGCUUCUUGCAAGCCGCUUAGGCCUUUCCGUAAAGAUCAUAGAUGCAAAGCCUGGGCCGUUAGAAGUAGGCCGAGCAGAUGCUUUGAACGCACGCACACAACAGUAUCUCGAAGUCGUUGGGAUUCUUAAUGAAUUACUUCCACUAGGGAUCAAAUGCAAUACCAGUUCGACCUUUUCAGAAGGUGAUUUUAAGUCUCGUCAGAGUCAUUGGUGGACGUCACUCCAGCACUGCUUUCAUCCUAACUUCUUGAUGGUCGGUCAAUCUGUCGUGGAGAAAGUGCUCAGAGACCAUCUAGAUAUACCCGUCCACUAUCAGGAGAGGGUCACUAACAUCUCAGAGACGGAAUGCGGCGUCACGCUCAAUACAGACCGUGGCCGGAAGGUCUUGAGCAAAUAUGCUAUCGCAGCUGAUGGAGCCCGCUCAACAGUUCGACAAGCGUUGAACAUUAAUUUUGCCGGAACGAAGCCUGAGAUGGUGUGGGCGGUUCUUGACACAUUUAUCGACACCGACUUCCCCGUAUGCUCGGAGAUUAUCACGUUCCAGCUUAGGGGCCAGUCGCGGAUAUCAUGGAUCCCUCGAGAACGUGGGAUGGCAAGAUUCUACGUGCUUCUCGAUGGAGAAAUCACACAGAGAAAAGCCGAAGAUUCCAUCCGAGAACACAUGGCACCGCAUAGGGUUGACUUUGUUAAGACGGAGUGGUUUAGUACGUUUGACGUAAAAGAACGAAUCGCCUCUACGUUCGUCUCAAAGCAAGGGGAUGGUCGCAUCAUCCUAGCAGGUGAUGCAGCGCACGUUCAUUCUGUAAACGGGGGGCAAGGAUUAAAUACUGGCAUUGCCGAUGCGUUUGCGCUCAGCUGGAGAGUUGUUGCCGCGGUCAAGAAUGCGGGGCUUACGCAUGGCGCUGCUACGAAGUUGAUCCGAAGUUACGAUACUGAACGUCGGGCUGUGGCACAGGAAGUCAUUGAUGUUGCAGCGGCUCUCGUCCGAGAUACGGUACACACUGCGAAGCAAUAUGUUUCGACUAUUGAGAAGAACGCCGGGUAUAUAACAGGAAUGGGAGUUUCUUACGAUGGAAUCGGAUCCGAAAUCAUCGCGGAAUCUGAGAGAGGUAUCUGGAAAGCAGGCAAGCGAUGUCCGGAUAUUUGGGUCACUCCUAUUGGGAGUAACGAGGCAACUCGACUGUACUCCAUAACUUCAUACGGAAAAUAUUUGAUACUUUUCCUCGGAGCGCAGGAUAUUCAGAAGUUGUUCGGAAAUAUCUGCACCUAUUUUAUUCUCCGUCCCAGCGAUGCAGCUCAGACGGAAACCAACGGCCAUGAUAACGGAUCGAAUAAGCAACCGGGUAUUUUCUUGUCGGAUGUCGUUACUUCUGAAGACAACUUUGUCGUUGUAUGGCCUAAGCGCGUUAUUUCAGCUCAGCCUCGGCUCGGCAGUGGCAGGAGCGUGAAGCAUGACGCGCGAAAUGGGUAG